CCUAAAUAAACCCCACCAUACAGCCUUUCCACCCCUAUUGCAUGCCCAUUUUGUUCAUUUCCUCGUACUUGUUUCUCUUCCUCUCCCUCCCUAUCUUCUUUCAACUCUCUCCAAAAUACCAGAACUCUAAACCAAAGAACAAGAAAGAAAAGAAAUUCCUUAUACAGAAGAUAACAGAGCUAGCAACAAACAUCACAAAGAAAAAGAAUUCCAUGGCUGUUGAAGCUCGCCACCUUAAUCUCUUCCCUCCUCAACUCAUAGGCAACAGAGAGAUGAUGAACACCUUUGAAGGAAACACGAAUAUCUACAACAGUAGUAGCAACCAGAUGGGUUAUGGAGUAGUGCCAUUAUCAGGAACAAUCACAGCCGAUACUCUGCUUCCGGCUUACAAUAAUGUCUUCAACGAUUCCAAUUCGUUUCCUCCGAAGACAACAACCACGACUACCGCUAUGAAAUCCGAUAGCGGUCUCACCUAUAACUUCCCAACUUUAUCAAGAAAGCGAUCCAGAGACUCUUCCUCCAUUGAUCCUUUCCUCUCACCUUACCAAACCGCAACAAAGAACUGUGGCGCCUCUUUCUCCUUUCUUGGCGAAGACAUUUCUCUGCAAAUCCAACAACAUCAAUUCGACAUCGACCACUUAAUCUCUCAUCAUAUGGAGAAAGUGAGAUUGGAAAUUGAGGAGAAGAGAAAAAGGCAAGCGAGGAAGAUAUUAGAGGCAAUCGAAUUGGGGAUGAUGAAGAGGCUGAGAGCCAAAGAGGAAGAGAUAGAGAAGAUGGGGAAACUGAAUUGGGCAUUGGAAGAGAGAGUGAAAUCGCUGUGCGUAGAGAAUCAGAUUUGGCGCGACCUGGCUCAGACGAACGAAGCCACGGCCAAUGCUCUGAGGACUAAUCUCGAACAUGUUCUAGCCCAGGUUAAAGAAGACCACCAUCGAACCCAGGAAGAAGAAACUCAAGCCGCCGCAGCGGGUUUAGCCGCGUUAAUGGACGAUGCACAGUCAGGCUGCGGAAGCAGCGGCGGAGAAGUAAACGGAGACGAUGGAGAAGUAAACGCCACCAUGGAUGGGUGUGGGUGGCGAUUGAUAGGUGAUAGGAAAGGGGAAGAGGAAGGUACAAGUGGGAGAGGCGGUAAUAAAAGCAAAAGCAAUAAGAUGAUGGUGGAUAAUAAUAGUUUUAAUGGAGGUACAACUGGGAAUAGCAACAAGAGGUGGUGCAGGAAUUGUGGGAAAGAAGAGUCUUGCGUAUUGAUAUUGCCUUGCAGGCAUCUCUGUCUGUGUACAGUUUGUGGGUCGUCGCUGCAUACUUGCCCAAUCUGUAAAACUCCCAAGAACGUCAGUUUGCAUGUCAAUAUGUCCUGAAUUAUAUAUAUUCCACGACAAAAAAAAAAACACGACAAAUUCACAACCCAAAACUUUUCCCUCUUCUAUACAAAAUUUGCUUCUUCUUCUUCGUCUUCUUUUCGAUCCCAAUUAUUUAUUUGUUUUUACCAUGUGAAUACAUAUUCUUUUUUUCUUAUAA
Ziziphus jujuba (common jujube) is the source of this 1515-nucleotide messenger RNA. Its product is annotated as probable BOI-related E3 ubiquitin-protein ligase 3. The record is from RefSeq and is a predicted model, not a curated record. Gene Ontology annotation, biological process: regulation of programmed cell death. Gene Ontology annotation, molecular function: ubiquitin-protein transferase activity. The coding region runs from base 42 to 1355 and encodes 437 amino acids. The transcript is spliced from 3 exons. NCBI's taxonomy places the organism in Eukaryota, Viridiplantae, Streptophyta, Magnoliopsida, Rosales, Rhamnaceae.